Molecule: messenger RNA, 3161 nt
Organism: Cuculus canorus (common cuckoo)
Lineage: Eukaryota; Metazoa; Chordata; Aves; Cuculiformes; Cuculidae
Gene: LIPT1
Product: lipoyltransferase 1
Exons: 2
Coding region: 817-1938 (373 amino acids)
Biological process (GO): protein lipoylation
Cellular component (GO): mitochondrion; cytoplasm
Molecular function (GO): lipoyltransferase activity
Source: RefSeq, a predicted model, not a curated record
AAAGGAUAAAGUCUUCGAAGCAAAGGCAAUAGUAUGUUUAUUUUACAAUUCAGCACUGAAUUGGAUGCCCUUCUAAAAACAGCAUCCCAUCUUAUAAAGGCAGUGGGUAUAUAUGCUAAUUUUAGGCAAAUAACCAUAUAAAUCUUCAAGGAACGCUCAUUAUUUCUUUGGAUUAUCCAACCAUGUCUGGAGACUCCCUUUAGAUUAUCUGCUAACAACAGCCGCAUCUUACAAGGCAACUAAGCAUAUUGAUACAUUCUUACAGCCUAAGACAGGCUAUCUCUUAGCCUAAAACAGCUACAUCUUACAAGACAGAUUUAUAUGAUGAGAUAAUUAAACAUACAAAACAGAUGCAGCAAAAGUUAUCAAUUAAUUCUCUACCUCUCCUUCUCCCUCUUCCCUCCUCUCCAGCUCCAUCCCGGGCCGCAGGGUUGUUCGCCCUCCAGUCCUCAGCGCGGCGCUGGGUUUCCCUGCCUCCCUCCUCGGCUCCAUCCCGCCCCGCGCUCUGACCGGGGAAGCGGAAGGCGCUGCGAGUCGCGUCGCCGCCGCACCAAGGACUGAGGAGAAGCUACUCUGACAACCCCAACCUUGAUGUUAAGAACGCACCAAGGUUUGAACGGCAGGUUUGAGAGGAUGAAGGUGCCUUGUACCUCACAUCAGUUCAAGAGCCUUGUUACUCCAGGAGGAGCAUGACUGCGUCAUGACAACUGCCAGCAACUCGCUUCUGUAGCAGCAGCAGGUUGUCCACUUGCCAUAUUCUGCUUUACCAGGGCAAUUACCAAUAAUCCUUCUGUCUUCUGCCCAGUUAUUAACAACAUGGUACUCCCGUCAUUAUUAAAGAACUGCCUUCAGCUAUCCUGCAUCCUCAGGACUCCAAAGGCUGGCUUCAGAAGCACAACUAGUGGAGGCCUCAUUAUCCAGUCCGUUUCAAAUGAUGUUUACCAAAAUCUAGCUGUGGAAGACUGGAUCCACGACCACAUGGAUUUAGAGAACCAACAGGUCCUUUUCCUUUGGAGAAAUUCUCCUGCUGUGGUAAUAGGAAGACAUCAGAAUCCCUGGCAGGAAUGCAACCUCAGGCUAAUGAGGCAAAAGAAUAUAAAACUUGCUAGGAGGAGGAGUGGGGGAGGGACAGUUUACCAUGACUUGGGCAAUAUCAAUUUGACUUUCUUUACAACCAGAAAAAAAUACGAACGAAUGGCAAACCUGAAACUAGUCGUGAAGGCACUGAAGGCUUUGCGCCCCCAGUUAGAGGUACACGUCACUGACAGAUACGAUAUCUUGCUAGACAGGCAAUACAAAAUCUCAGGUACUGCCGCCAAGCUGGGAAGGGCAACUGCUUAUCACCACUGUACUUUGCUUUGUAAAGCAGAUACGUUUGUCUUAUCUUCUGUGCUAAAGAGUCCUUAUAAAGGGAUAAAAAGCAAUGCCACUCCUAGCGUCUCUGCCUCAGUGAAAAAUCUCUUUGAAGAAGAUCCUAGUUUAACUUAUGAGAUGCUCCUGAAUGCCAUUGCUGAAGAAUAUGCCAUGCAACACCAAGUAGAUCAUCAUAUCACCUUAAUAAAUCCAGCUGAUGAGACUGUGCUUCCUGGAAUUAAUAAUAAAACUAAAGAACUACAAACCUGGGAAUGGCUGUAUGGAAAGACACCAAAGUUCAGCGUUAGCACUUGUUUUAACAUGGUCUAUAAAGAUUCUGUUCUUGACGUUAAAGUUGAUAUGGAUGUAAAGCAUGGAAGGAUCGAAGCCUGUAACAUUGAUCUGCCGGAGCAGUGGCUGCCACCAGCACUGUGCAGUGAGCUGGUGAAGAAUCUUGCUGGCAGUAAGUUUUGCCCAGACGAGACCACUACGCUAGCAACAGCGUUACUAAGAGGGUGUCCACAAGAUGAUGAGUUGCACAGCAGGUGGAACCUGCUAUGUAAAAAUAUGAUAAUGUUAAUGUGACUUGCAUUUUGAAAAUAUAAGUUCAACUCCUGCUGCUUUUCUAUUUAUUGAAGGCAAAAUUAAAACAAUUUCUACAAGCUGAUUUUUCUCUUUUAUUAGUCAUUAAAGCUGUUUAGUCUUGUGCUUUUGCUUAAUAUUCCCUACUAGCAAUUAGACUUCACACUGCCUGCACCCAAGGUUCCCAAACCAUAGGACAUAAGCCACUGUAAUUGGCUGCGGCCCUAUAUCACUCCAUGCUGACAGGUAUCAUCACUGCUUAAACCAGGGAAAUGGUGGAGGCAUCUCAAACUGUCUCUGUAGCUGACAUGGAUGGGAUGGGGUAGGUGGAAAGCUUCGCAUUGUGUAGUGGAUCAACCCAACAGUUCCACCCUGGAUUACAGCUUUUGUCCACGCUUGUGCAAAAGUCGGGGAAGGAUUAGGAUGUUCAUUGGGGUUUAUGCAAUGAGGGCAGGAGAGGCUAACUGGGACGGAGGCCACGUGUGCCUCCUUCAUACUGCACUGCCUGGCACAAAGCUGGGAGUACACUGCUGCCACAGGCAAUGGUAUCUACUAAAAGUGGGUACAUUUCUACAUUGGAGAAUACACUUGCAAAUACACAUCUAGGAGAAACGGGUUCCUUAUGUUACCAAAUAGGAGAAAAAUUGCUAAUGAAAAGCAACAGUGAACUGAAAAUAACAGUUUUCAUGUUAAAUAAAAAUAAUAGCUCAAUAUAAAGUAACAUCAUGGAAGAAAGGGUCAAGAGGUAUUGCACUGUUUUUGCCAAAUAAGCAGAAUACAAUUUUGAUCAGGUCUGAACAGAAGCAAUUUAUUGCUGUAGCUGUAGGAGAGAACCCAGCGCAGCAGUGACAGCCUCCGCUGAUGUUGAACUCUGCCCAAAUAAGGCUAUUACAGAGUUUACAUACCUAUAUGUUAAACAACUCUUUCUUCACCAAACUGCCCUUGAAUAGUAGAGUUAGUUAAUUUGUAAGAGGUUCAGCAAGCGGAACAGCCAAGGAAAAAGAUGUGAGUACAUCAAGGUAAGUUCUAUUCAGGGUGUAUUAUAGCACAACCCAAUUUACAUGAGUCUUUUUUACCAGAGGGUUAACUAGAGUGGUAGGACUUAAAAGGAAAGCCUGGUAUCCAGAAAUGAGACGAAGAAUUACAAAGGGCUUGUUACUGGGUGGUUCUGGAAUACCAACACCAUUUACAGCUUCUGAAGAUAAGGGAACUGCAGGAAAAUCAGA